Magnolia sinica is the source of this 1972-nucleotide messenger RNA. RefSeq names its product F-box protein At4g35930. Gene Ontology annotation, molecular function: protein binding. Lineage: Eukaryota; Viridiplantae; Streptophyta; Magnoliopsida; Magnoliales; Magnoliaceae. The transcript is spliced from 6 exons. The record is from RefSeq and is a predicted model, not a curated record. The coding region runs from base 268 to 1104 and encodes 278 amino acids.
GAUUACUUGAGUUCGUGAGGACUACUGUUUGGGUAGUCUCGUGGACUACUCCCGCUACUCCGUAUUUCUUGCGAGUCUUGCUUGAAAUUUUUGGCGGGCAACUCCAAGAAAUUCAAAAAAGCGAGCCUUAAGAGGUCCCAUCUCUCUCUCUCUCUCUCUCUCUCUCUCUCCAUGCUCUGCAAUCUGUCGAAGGUGAGAAAGAGACGAAUACGAGUCCGAAGGAGAAUGUGAUUUUCAUGUAAGAAGAGAAAGAACAGAUCUAGCAAAAUGGGGAAAACUUCGCCGAAGGAAUUGUUGGAAUUCAAGCGGAAGAGGCAAGUAAGGACUAAUUCAAGGAACAAUUACCUGAGGCCGGGUGCACUGGCCCAGCUGCGAUACAGCAGGGUUACCACCCGAUCAUCGUGCACGGACAUUGGCAAGAAAAGGGUUCUUGUGUUGGAUUCUGAGAAGGUGAAAGAUGACUUGCUACUUCAAUCCAAGGUCGCUGAUGUUGACCACAGCCCUUCAAUGCUGUCGCCAGAAAGGACCAGUUUCCGGCCAGCUGUAGAGCUGACAGAUGAGAUUAAGCAGCAGAAAUUGCCGGGAACGCCGAAGACGCCUCGAAGUACUGAUUGCGAAUUUGAGUCGAGGUUGGAGUCUCUUCCCAUCGACAUUCUGGUUAAGAUCAUGUGCCAUUUGCAUCACGAUCAGCUGAGUGCGGUUUUUCACGUUUCUAAGAGGAUUAGGAAGGCUGUCUUGCAUGCUAGGCAACUCCAUUUCAAUUACACAACUCCAGAUCGGUCACGGCAGGAGAUGUUGAGGACGAAGACUCCUCUUCCCACUGAACAUUGGCCGUUUGUAAGCAAAGGAGAUGGAAGGGGCAGCUGGGGCUCGAGCCCUCAUACUCCUAAAGCUCCUAAACACGGGCCUCGCCCUCCUUCACGUCUCAACAUAACGGAGAUGCGGCAGAUUGCAGCUGUUCUGUUUCAGGAAUCUGCAUUUCCUAAGAGGUGCAAGAUGCCGCCCGGCUUGCCAAAGCCUCCUUGCAAGUCGUUGGCUUCGAAUCGGGUUCUCUUCUAUGAAGAUGAGUUGUGCCAGGCAGUUGCGCAAAAUAAGCUUCGCUGAUUCCUUUGCUGGUCUCCUGCUUCUCCCCCCACAUAAUGUAAAUUCGUUUUCCUUCCAGGAUGCUAGCUUGUAGAGGAUGCAGUUUUGUAGUUGAGGAAUGGUACAGUCACUUGCAUGGGGAGACAUCGAAGAAGUGGAUUCCGGCAUUUGUGUCAAUGCGGGACGCCUGCAACCACAAUUCAGUCUAGUCCAUUGAUUAGGCGGGCCGCACUUGUAUGAGGAAAAUGGAAUGUUUGAAAGAAAAUCACCAAUGGACUAUAUCCAACUUACAUCUGAUGAGCAGACAUGGACCAACCUGCAGUUUGGAACAUUGUGUGUUCAAUACCACAUUUCCUGAUCACGGCCCGCAUCUUGUGCACAUGUGCAAUGUUGGCACUUAUGCCCUGCAAUUCUCUUCUUCAAUUUCACAAGUGAAUGGCUUUAGCAUUUCUCUUUAUAGUUUGAAAUGGUGCACUAGGCCAAUAUCAUAUUUCAGACCAAGGCGAUUAAGAGUUUUAGGCCACGUUUGGAUGCACUAUUGAAUUGAAAAGCAGGAGUUUAGUUCGAUGAAAGAUGAACAAACCAAAUUGUAAUUAUCUUCCUUAGCAUUUGCAUUGAGUACAUGGUUCUGAAUUGCAAUCACAUUACUUUAAAGCUGGACGUGAGAGGAACUCGAUUGCAAUUCGAGGCUGCUUCCUCAUAGCAAAUGCUUGGAGAUGUUGUAAUUUGGUUGUUUUCGCUUUACUCAAUUGAACUUCUUAUGAUUCAAUUCAACUUUGCAUCCAAACGUGACCUUAUAUAGUGAUUUGGUUAUCAUACUACUAUAUUUCAAGUUGGUUCCUUUGUAUAGUUCUAUUUAUAUUUAUUCUCAAUGGAAGGCUAUUGUCUA